GAAUAAGCCGGCAUCUCCAGGAUUACCACGCGAAAUGCGUAAUCAAUCUACGAGUUCUCCUCUCGAAUUUAUCUUUAUUCUAGAAUAAAUUCACCAUUCGAAUGACUACAACUUAAUGGACGCAUUGGAUCUACUCGUACAUCUCUGAAAGCGAUGCUAUCCCCGAGGUUCAGACCCAACAUCUCUCUUCGACUACGCUAGCUUCCUAGAACAUAACGUCAAGAUGAGUGGAGACAUGAUGGCUUGGACUUGCACCCAUGGUGGAUUUCCCAAAGCACUUCAAUUAUCGACAAUACCAUAUGAUAUAGGGCCAGUUAAAUCAACGGAGAUUCGUGUCCGAACCAAGGCCGCGUCCAUAAAUCCAGUCGACGUCCAGUUGAUGUCAUACCCUCUACUAUCACGCCUUCCGAGCUUUGCCAGUUCCUCCCAGAAAGGGGUCGGCGAGGACUUUUCAGGGGUGGUGGAAGAAGCAGGUGUCGACUCCGGGUUUAGGGCAGGCGAUGAGGUAUUUGGCAUCAUCCCUUUCGUACCAGGAGGAACUCUACAGGAGAAGAUCAUAGUCGAUACUAGGAAGUCUGUGGUAGUGGAUAAACCGAUAGAUUGGACUUGGGAACAAGCUGCCGCUCUCCCACUCGUCUGGCUUACAGCUCGAACGACCAUCGAGGAAAUCGAAUCUUAUGUUAAUAAUGGGAAGGUUGUUGUCCUCGGCGGUAGCUCCAGCUGCGGAAUGUAUGCGAUUCACAUUGCCAAGCAGCGUGGUUGGACAGUGGUUGCUUCAUGCUCUAGUCGAAAUACCGACUUCGUCCGUAGCAUGGGCGCAGACGACACCAUCGACUACACGACAACGAGUGUUCCUGAGCAAGUCAAGGCGUUUGGACCUGAUGUCAUCAUCGAUUUCGUUGGAGGGAAAGAGUGUCUAGGACUCGCUAAGAGAUACGUAACAGUCGUUGGCGAUAAAACGGACCUGACGUCGUCGGGAGGCAGAAACACAUACCUUUGGAACCCCCAGAUGCUGUUACGAGCGUUCGGUGGAAGGGCAGGCCUUGGUCCCUCAUAUACAUGUAUUAAUCUCGAGUUCAAGUAUUCUUUCUUAGAAGAGGUCUUAAGUCUCCCUCCAGAUAAGAUCAUCAUCGACAGUAUCUUUGAGUUUGAUCAAGCUACGGAAGCGUUUCAUAAGCUUAUCACGGGGCAUACGAGGGGAAAGGUAGUGGUUAAGAUGUCUACGUGUGUUAGGGUUCGCUAUGCAUAAAUACCUAUGUUAGGCGAGGAAAGAAAUGUGAUCUCCUAUACCUAUGUGGUGGAGUCACAGGUGCUGUAUGAGUACCUAGUAGGUACCUACCUAGGAAGAUCGCAAUGGUUGAUAACAGAAUGGGG
This is a messenger RNA of Annulohypoxylon maeteangense, 1374 nucleotides long. Its product is annotated as alcohol dehydrogenase. The coding region runs from base 224 to 1249 and encodes 341 amino acids. The transcript has a single exon. Gene Ontology annotation, molecular function: oxidoreductase activity. Gene Ontology annotation, cellular component: mitochondrion. NCBI's taxonomy places the organism in Eukaryota, Fungi, Ascomycota, Sordariomycetes, Xylariales, Hypoxylaceae. The record is from RefSeq and is a predicted model, not a curated record.